This is a messenger RNA of Contarinia nasturtii (swede midge), 1548 nucleotides long. RefSeq names its product phospholipid scramblase 1-like. Gene Ontology annotation, biological process: plasma membrane phospholipid scrambling. Gene Ontology annotation, molecular function: phospholipid scramblase activity. The transcript has 7 exons. Gene Ontology annotation, cellular component: plasma membrane. Lineage: Eukaryota; Metazoa; Arthropoda; Insecta; Diptera; Cecidomyiidae. The record is from RefSeq and is a predicted model, not a curated record. Bases 237 to 1094 code for a protein of 285 amino acids.
UGUUUCAUGUUGCAAGGAGAAAGCGAAAUCAGUGCUAUGUGAGAUAGUGAAUGAACGACAUUAUUGUUCUGAAAGUGAAAUCACUCGGAUUACAAGAGUUCAAUUUUAUUCCGUAUACUUCAAUUUUUGAAGUUUCCAUCAAGCUUCGUACCGUCCACACGAAUUUUCAGCAAUUUUCCUGAUUUUUAUUCUAAAACCAACUUGAAUCGUUUAUCAAUCGAAUAUUAUCGUGCAAAAUGAGUAUUGAUCAGAAAUUUUCCUCCUUUCCUGAACCGAUUGUUCCCCAGGAUGCUAUUCAAUACAAACAACCGCCGUCUUAUUCGAGAGAUUACGAGUCUGUGAAUCCAAUCGUAUCUCAACCACUAUCAGGUGGUCAAGCUCCAGUUUCUUGGAUAAAAACCUCAAAUGUAAUGCCAAUCUGUCCACCUGGGUUGGAAUACCUGACUGCCGUCGAUCAAUUACUGAUUAAGCAAAAAGUUGAACUUUUGGAAGCAUUUACCGGCUUCGAAACAAACAACAAAUUUGUUAUCAAAAAUGCAAUGGGACAGAAUGUAUUCUAUGCUGUUGAAGACAAUGAUUGCUGCAAUCGUAACUGUUGUGGCCCAAAUCGUUCAUUUGAUUUUAAAAUUUUCGAUGCAUCCCAAAGAGAAGUGUUGCAUUUCUCUCGGCAAAAUUGUAAUGCUGCGGUUGCUUGUUGCUGUACUCCUUGCUGUCCCGAUUCAAUUGAAGUAUCAUCACCACCCGGAAAUUUAAUUGGACGUGUUGACCAAGAAUUUUCAUUUUGCUAUCCACGAUUUUCGAUUAAAAAUCAAAAUGGCGAAGUGGCGCUUCGUAUUGAAGGGCCAUUAGUCACAAUGUCUUGCUGUUGUAAUGAUGUCGUAUUUCAUGUUGUUACACCAGACGGUACUCAAGUUGGUAAAAUAACCAAACAAUGGUCAGGAUUUGUACGCGAAUCAUUCACCGACGCCGACAACUUCUGCGUCAGCUUCCCAUUGGAUUUGGAUGUUCGCAUGAAAGCAGUGUUAUUGGGGGCUACAGUUUUAAUGGAUAUGAAGUACUUUGAACACAAUGAAGGCCUCUUGGAAAAAUUGUAAACCAGCAAACCAAGACCUGUAGUAUUAUAUUAUCAACUUUUACGAUCACAUUCAUCAUCAACAUACGCAUUUGAAAUUUAACGCUAAAUAUCAAAAAUACACAUCUACACAAUUAAUUCAUUGAUACGAGAUAUUCGACUUUACAUCCGAUAUGGAAACGAUCACAACGUCCAACGUAGACACAGUCACAGAAUAUUUUUUCACAGAGCAUAUUUCUUCUUAUUUAACUAAGAACGUUUUCUUCAGGCUAACGAAUUGGAUUUGAAGUCUCCAAUUUUAUUAUAACACCAUAUGUAUUUAUACUCGUAUUGAAUUAAUAAGAAAAUGUCGAAUGACAAUAAAAAAUACUGAAUGAAUGUUUUUCUUAAAGUCUCUCAUAGAUAUGUCAAUUGAAUUUUCCAAAUGUAUUCAAAUAAUGGAACAAUUUUGAAUAAAUGUUUUUGGUGUAAAUCGA